Molecule: messenger RNA, 1695 nt
Organism: Trypanosoma rangeli
Lineage: Eukaryota; Euglenozoa; Kinetoplastea; Trypanosomatida; Trypanosomatidae
Product: putative protein kinase
Exons: 1
Coding region: 1-1695 (564 amino acids)
Source: RefSeq, a predicted model, not a curated record
AUGGGCGCUUUGCGCGGGGGAAGCGGGCUUGCGAGGGUGUUAUCGCCGCUGCCUCGACGGGCCGUAGGCGUGCUGAGGCGACAGACCAGGAGGGGGGGUCGCAGUGCUCCACAGACAGUGCUGCCAAAUGACCCCCCGAGGUAUUACUUGCAGGUGCGUCAGGUGGUGUUUCGUGUGCUGCAGGAGCACGUGGGUACAGCGGCAGUGUUGGCGCGGGGAAAGUGGAUUGCAUCUCUCUGUGAUGCAUGUGACGCCGUGGCGCACCAGGAGCCCCUGGAGGCCCCGCUGGACCUUGUCAUGCUGAGAAAAAGCGUGGAUGAGUGCUUACAUGGGGCUAGUGGUCUGGAGUUGGACCCGACGCAACUCGACACCAUCGCGGAACUCCUCACUGCAGGCUUGGCAAGGGUUGUUCCAAAGCUUCCACCGCCGACAAUGGCCGAAGAGACACAGGCGGACACCAUGCGUCCCACGAAGAGGCGACGUAGGGAGACGUCGCUGUAUGCCGUGCUGCAGGAUUACCGCUUUGGCACUGAGGAGGUGGAGGAAACUGAGACGAUGCAGGUGCGUGGCAGUAUUUUCCCAACAUUGCCCACACUUCCCAGUGUGUUUGCGGAAAGUGCCGUCUGUUCUGUCAAUUGCGUCACCUUUGAGCAUCUGCCCAUGAAGUACUACGCUCCAGAGGGGAUGAAGCGACAGCUGGUAGCAAUCUGCAGCCGAAUACCCAACGCAUUCUUUCUUAACGUGCAUUGUGUUCCGGGUGAGGGAUGUGCUGUUGUCUCCUUCAACAGCAAUGAGACAGCGGCCGCCGUCAUGUUUAUUGUGAACUCGGCGAAUUCCACUGACGCUGCUGGGAAUAGCGCCGCUUCCUCCAGAGUGAACGUGAUUCCGGCCACGGAGGCGCAUCAACAGCUCUUGUGGGGGCCUUUGGUGGAGAAGGUGAAUGAAUUGGAAGAGAAGUGGCGCGUUUGGCACGCCACAUAUGUGGCGCAUCCGCCCCACUCGAUCCGUCAGGCGUGGACGGACGCAAAGGCCAAGGCAUUGCAGUUGGAGCAGGAGCUGCAGCGGCUUACAUCCAAUGAGGACAUCAAAGGAGGCGCGGAGGUGGCCGAGGGAACGGCGGCCUCGCCUUCAGAAGAGCAGUUGUGCAGAAAACUGCAGCUUCUACAGGAACUUUUGGAGUGCAAGCAUAUUAUUGACCGGGCGGAGGGGCAGAUGCAAGAGCUGUAUCCUGAGGCUUACGCACAGUAUCUUAAAACAGGUCCCAUGGUGGCGACGUAUUCGACUAGCAAAGCCAAUGUGUCGGAUCACCGCAGGCUUCUUUUCAUUACAGAUUUGCCAUGCAGGCUGGAUGACGCGGAGUUGUUGCAGUUUUUUCACAUCUUGGGUCUGCAGCCUGUACACGUCUGGCGUGAUCCCACCAAGGAGACGUCCAUUUGUGUUGAGGUGCCAAGCGUGGGCCACAGCUUCGCCGUUCUGCGGCAGCUGGACGGUUCAGGGAUGCGUUUCUGCGGGGCAUAUUUUGCCCGUGAUCGCGUCGUUGGUGCUCAAAAAGUAAAUGCAAGAAGCAGCGGCGGGUGGCACCCACCGUUUUCUCUUUGUUACUGGUGUUGUAUGCUUGGGGGUGUAACUGUUUGCGUGUCUGCGUUCUUUGCGCUCAUAGCUGCUUCUGUCACUCUGCGCGCCUCACCGCUGUGA